Ostertagia ostertagi is the source of this 402-nucleotide messenger RNA. The record is from the annotation of a GenBank genome assembly. NCBI's taxonomy places the organism in Eukaryota, Metazoa, Nematoda, Chromadorea, Rhabditida, Trichostrongylidae.
AUGCAGAGCACUCUGGCGUGGGUUUCAUCAGAUUGGAGUGCUGACGUGGUUUCUCCCCUUCAAGCCCUCCUCUCACAAAGUACCAGUCAUGCACAGAUUUCGUUCCAUAUGGAAAGUGCUUGCAGGCUGAACACAAUCUACCAACAGUGCCUAUCGCUGUGCCCUGAGAAUCCUGCGAAACGAAUAUUGCAGAGCGGACAAGAGUCUUGGAACAUAAUCUGUUACGACUUCAAAAACGACACAGAAUUUCGAGAUGUCGUGUUGCGCUGCUGGUCCACAAAAGGAUUCAAGUUAGCCGAACAGUGCUCCUCAAUAGCACACCUUCUCCAGGCUGAAAUUGGCCAACUGAUGAUGUGGGGCCUCGAGAAUGUGAACCAGCGUAUGGAGGGCCUCUGCAGGUAA